AUGGAUCCCUAUUUUCGUAAGAAUUCUGGUAUGUGGACUGAGUGGGAGAGAAAGACUUUGCUCUUCCUCUUCUACUGCUGCACCCUCGCCACGCCUUAUUCGGCCUACCUGGAUCUGCAAGAGUUGAAGCAUCAGGGCACUAAGCCGCCGAGGCCAGUAUCAUUGGAGUCGCGCUUUAUGAACCAGAGACGCUACGACUUCACUUGGAUGCACCCCCAGGAUAAAUUCUGCUCCGAAUGCCGCCCUGUUGAACUGGAGUGUAAGAAGAUGUGCUUCGAUCGUUACAGGUCCAUGGACUACCGCAUGUACGGCUUCCAGAGGCCUCGUAUCCAGACCUACUACUCCUUCUCUACUUGCCCCCUGAGGGAUAUGUUCUCGUUUCUAUCCAAGCUGACAACUGACUCGCCCAAGAAGGAGGCGGCUGAGGAAUCCACAGUCGCAGUCGCCGAAGAGGUAACCGGUACAGGAGUGGAGGUUACUAGUGUUACCGUUACUAAAGUUGAGGAGGAGCCCAAGGGAACGUCUGAGACCAAUGCAGCAACUGGCAGUGUUGAACCUGUAGCCUCUGCUGUGGAGGAGUCGAAUGGAGCUAAGGUCGCUGAUGGUGAGAGUGAUGAGGCCGCAGUGGCUAAGAAGGAGGAUGCUUUGCGAUCCACUAGUGAAGGGAAAGAUGAGGAGAAGAAGAAGUCUGCUGAAAGUGGAGUGCCUGAGGUGUCCCAAGCUAAGGUCACUUCAACCGAAAACAAAACUACAACUGAGAUGGGAACUCCUGAGGCGACAAAGGAGAGUUCUACGCCGACUGAGGUUGAGAAGGAAGAGGCGAGUGCUUCGAGAGAAAAUGUGACCGAGAAGUCACCUAAGGAGACACCCAAGAGUACCAGUGGGAAUAAGAAGAACAAGGGGAAGAAGAGCGUUGAGAACAGCCCGAGUAAAAACGGCGAAGAUCUGGAGAAGGAGAAUGAGGAGCUGAAGAAGAGGAUAUCUGACCUCACAAAGAGGUAUGAAGAGCAACACUCGGAGUUUGCCCAGAAGAGGUCGGAGCAGAAGCAACUCGUCAGUGUUAUCACGCAGCUUUACCAGUUGACUAUGGGUAUUGAUUCUAACACGCCUACGACCGAAUUUCCAAAGCAGCGUAACAGUUCCUCCCCGAAGACUCAGUCGAGCUCCACUGAUAAGAAGGGUCGCAAGACCCAACGGAGCCCUGGAAGUGCUGGUCCUAGCUCCUCGGCCCUCACUAAGGGCGACAAGGCAGCUGUAUCACCUUCCUCUAAUGCUACCGAUAAGAAGUCUGCGGCGUCAGCAUAUCGUCGCUCUCAGGAGCGAAGUCUGCAACAACUCAUUGCAGAGGCUAAAGCUCGUCAAGCACAGUUGAAGAGCAAGAGAAAGAGCGAAAGCAGUGUUGUCGCAUCUGGCCCCAACCCUGAGUCCGUCCGCGAGCAGCUUCGAGUGGCCACUACUAAGAAGGAAGUUGAGGAUGCUAUCAACGAUGCGAAGAAGCUGAAUAUGACCUACGAAUUGUCCCUCGGUGAGAAAAAGCUCAACGCCUUGACAGCGUAA
Messenger RNA from Perkinsus marinus ATCC 50983, 1557 nucleotides. Its product is annotated as merozoite surface protein, putative. The record is from RefSeq and is a predicted model, not a curated record. Lineage: Eukaryota; Perkinsozoa; Perkinsida; Perkinsidae. The transcript is spliced from 13 exons. Bases 1 to 1557 code for a protein of 518 amino acids.